GUGUUCUCUCAGUCCUUCACUGCCUCCUAUGCUAUCUACAAUGUGAACACUGGAGAUCUGCAGGACCUAAACCCUGCGGAGAACGAGAAGGCGGCGCUGCAGUUCGCCUCCUGGGGGCCGCAGGGGAACCAGCUGGCCUUCGUGUUUGAUGGAGAUAUUUACUACCAGCCAAGUGUGUCCAGCAGAGCGCUGCGGCUCACCGACUCUGACCCCGAGCAGAACCUGCAGAACGGACUCUCCGACUGGACCUACGAGGAGGAGGUUCUGCUGUCGUACGCGGCUCACUGGUGGUCGAUGGACGGAGCUCGGUUAGCGUAUCUCACCAUCAACAACACGGCCACUCCUGUGAUGGAGAUUCCCCGAUUCUUAGGGGGGCUCUACCCCUCCAACAUGCUCUUCCCCUACCCAAAGGCUGGAUCCAGCAUCCCGUCCGUCGGCCUGUUCGUGGUGAAUCUGUACGGCCCGUCUCACACUCUGGAGAUGAUUCCUCCAGACGCCCUCAGAGCCAGAGACAGCUACAUCUCCAUGGUGACGUGGAUCAGCAGCACCCGCCUCGCCGUGCGCUUCCUGAACCGCGUCCAGAACCAGUCGGUCCUGUGUGUGUGUGAGGCCACCACCGGAGCCUGCUCAGAGAAACACAAAAUGGCCAUGGACCUAAUGCAGAACCAGCGACAGGACGUGCCGUUGUUUUCUUCAGACGCCUCCGUGUUUUACUCGAUCCUCCCAGCGAAGCAGGGCGCUCGGGGCGAGUUCCUCCACGUCGCCGCUCUCUCAGCGCAGGCGGCCGUCCCCUCCGUCCCGCCUCGUUUCCUGACGUCCGGCAGCUGGGACGUCUCUUCGCUCUGCGCUCUGGAUGAGGAGGCCGGGAAGCUAUAUUUCCUGAGUGCAGAGGAGUCCAGACAGAGCCGACACCUCUACAGUGUGGAUGUGGACGGAGAGUUUGAGCGCCGCUGUCUCUCCUGUAAUCUCAUCGAUGGAUGUCGCUUCUUCUCCGCUGAGUUCAGCCCCAACCAGACACACUUCACCCUGUACUGCCGAGGACCAGGAAUCCCUAAAGUGACACUACACAGCACAAAGGACCCCGACAGGUUCGUGGUGCUGGAGGACAACGGCCCUCUGUCCUCAGCUCUGCAGGACAAGAGGCUCCCUGAGACUCUGUUCAGGACCGUCUCUGCAGAGCACCACGACCUGCACCUGAAGCUCUCUCUUCCUCAGGGCUACGAGGCCAACCUGCACCCCCUCCUCCUCAUGGUGGAUGGUGAGCCGGGUCAGGUGGUGACGGAGGAGUUCUCUCUGGAGUGGCCCCAGGUCCUCUCCGGGUCUCACGGUGUGGCCCUCGCCUGGGUGGGGGUCCGCAGUGGGGGGGUCCGCAGUGGGGGGGGCCGUGGACAGAAGAGCCCAAACAUGGACCCUCGAAAGCUGGGGUCCAUCAGAGUGAAGGAUUACCUCUCAGUGGUCGAGUUGCUGAAGAAGCUGCCGUACAUCGAUGAUCGCCGGAUGGUUCUCUACGGAAAGGCGUUUGGUGGAUAUGUGUCUCUGAAGAUGUUGGCGGCGACGGAGAAUCUGUUCCAGUGCACGGCCGCCGUCGCUCCCAUCACAGACUUCAGGCUCUACAGCGCUGCGUUCUCAGAGAGGUUUCUGGGUCUUCCAGCGAAGGAGGAGCACGCAUACUCGACUGCCUCGUUGCUGGAGGAGGUGAACAAGCUGAAGGACGAGAACUUCCUGAUCCUUCACGGGACGGCAGACGCGAGGGUUCACUUCCAGCACAGCGCGGAGCUCCUGAGCCGGCUGGUGAAGGUGGAGGCGAACUACUCCCUGCAGCUGUACCCGGACGAGGGCCACACCCUGAGGGCCCCGCGCAGCAUCCAGCACCUCCAGAGGACGCUGGUGAACUACCUGCACAGCUGCCUGCAGAACAGCUACCUCCUGCAGCCUGAGGAGGAGGAGGAAGAGGAGGAAGAUUACUGAGGCGUGAGGAAGGACUAUCUCUGGACUGGAGGUCACUUUAUGCAUCACUUUGGAUUAUCUCGGGAGCGGGGACCAAACUCAUCGCCUCCUGCAGACAGAGAGGGCAGAAGUACACACAUCCUUUACUCAAGUAGAAGUACAGAGACUCGUGUUUAAAAAUACUCUGGUAAAAGUAGAAGUACUGACUAAACUUCUUCACUCAAGUGAAAGUAAAGAGGGCAUUGAAAUGUACUUAAAGGUAGGGUAGGUAAUAUUGAAGAAACCAGCUCGAGUGCG
This is a messenger RNA of Gymnodraco acuticeps, 2244 nucleotides long. RefSeq names its product inactive dipeptidyl peptidase 10-like. Gene Ontology annotation, biological process: proteolysis. Gene Ontology annotation, molecular function: dipeptidyl-peptidase activity; serine-type peptidase activity. Lineage: Eukaryota; Metazoa; Chordata; Actinopteri; Perciformes; Bathydraconidae. The record is from RefSeq and is a predicted model, not a curated record.